Molecule: messenger RNA, 501 nt
Organism: Lobosporangium transversale
Lineage: Eukaryota; Fungi; Mortierellomycota; Mortierellomycetes; Mortierellales; Mortierellaceae
Exons: 2
Coding region: 1-501 (166 amino acids)
Source: RefSeq, a predicted model, not a curated record
AUGCCAAAAGAAAAUAAAUCUACCUCUACACGUCCGGCACAAGAAAAUAAAUCAAAGAAUUCUACACAUCUGGCACGAGAGAAUAAAUCAAUCAGAAAUUCUUCACGUCUGGCACACAAAUCUUCAAUGUCGCGAAUCUCUAAAUCAACCACAAACAACAUCAAGUCUUCCAAGCCAAUUAAACUGAAACUUUUCUGCCUUGUGGAAGGAGAACCGGAAUUCUCAGUGAUCAUUCGUUCCGACCAAACUAUUGACGACUUAAAGGAUGCCAUUAAAGCAGAGAAUGAAAACACUUUUAAUGGUACCGAUGCGAAGGAUCUUAUUCUCAAGCUCAUCCCUAAUGGUUCAACAGUAGAGGAACUAUGCAAGUUUCCUAAAGAGUCACUCAAGGCCCUUGACAACGUACUUGAGAAACUCCACACUUACUUUCCUGACGAGGCAGCAGAUAAUCUCAUUUACAUUAUUGUUGAAGUACCGAAGCGAGAGAUCGAGAUCAGCUAG